This is a messenger RNA of Corylus avellana, 1929 nucleotides long. The record is from RefSeq and is a predicted model, not a curated record. Lineage: Eukaryota; Viridiplantae; Streptophyta; Magnoliopsida; Fagales; Betulaceae.
AUGGACUCGGAAAAUGAAUGCAAAGAUGACAACUUACGUACACAUAUUCGUGUUGGUGAUGACCUGCCCUCUGAAAUUGUCCUUGAAAAUGAUGGAAAUGAAACUAUAAGGGAUGAGGACAACAAUAAUGGCACACGCAAGGGCAAGUUUGAGUGGAAGCUCAGUUUUAACUCUCUUGCUGUUGAAGCUGGGGGGUAUGAGAAUCUUCAUUUUAUAGAAAAAGAUUGCAGAAACUUUAUUAACAAGGAAAGACACAUUCGGCUUGGCCAAGGAGGUGCUAAAGCACUUCUAGACUAUUUGAAUAAGAUGCAAGCAACCGAUAGUGGUUUCUACUUUGCAGUUGAUUCUGAUGAUGAUUCUAGGUUGAAAAAUGUGUUUUGGAUUGAUGCAAGAAGUAGGGCAUCGUAUGAAAGUUUUGGGGAUGUCGUGACAUUUGACACGACAUACUUGACUAACAAAUACGGUAUGCCAUUUGCUCCGUUUGUGGGAGUGAACCACCAUGGAUGGCAAAGUCUACUAGAUAGUUAUGACCUUAAGGACCAUGAUUGGUUGCGCCGGUUAUAUAAUGAGCGGGCUUUUUGGGUACCGGCAUAUCUGAAAGGUGUGUUUUGGGCUGGUAUGAGAAGUACAAAGCGGAGUGAAAGUAUGAAUGCCUUUUUCGAUGGCUAUGUGCGUCCGUCUACCACUUUGAAGCAAUUUGUUGACCAAUAUGAUCUUGCUUUGUGGAAGAAGGUUGAGAAUGAGAGUCUUGCAGAUUUCAAGUCUUUUAAUACUAAGCUUCCAUGUGUAACCUUCUAUCCUUUUGAGGAAAAAUUUGAAAAAGUUUACACCAUUACCAAAUUCAAAGAAGUUCAGCAUGAGAUAAUAAGCAGAAUUUAUUGUACUAUCUCCCUUUUGACUAAAGAGGGUGCAAUUUGCACCUACCAAGUGACUGAACAGGUAAAAGUUCAAAAUGAAGUAGUUGAAGAUGCAUACGUGAAAGUAGUACCAUAUGUUGUCUACUUCAAUGAAGAUGGAGAUGAAUUUGAAGUAAAAUGCACAUGUGACUCCUUUGACUCAAGAGGCAUCUUAUGCAGACACAUCUUUGCUCUAUUGUGUGCACAUAACAUUACAUCUUUGCCCCCCAAAUAUUAUCUUGACCGUUGGAGGAAGGAUGUGAAGCGAAGAUAUACUUUAAUUAAAUGUAGUUUUGAUGCUUUGAGUGCUAACCCCGAAGUACAAAGAUAUGACAGCUUGUGCAAAGGUAUGCAUACAUUAGCAGAGGUCGCUGCAAGAAACGUAGAUCACUACACAAAAGUUUGGAUGCAUAUUGAUAUGUUGACCAAGGAAUUACGUGCUUCAAGUUGUGAACCCAAUCCACCUUCUCUUGCACUUCCAGGUGUAUCUUUAACAUGUAAUGAGUCCAUUGAUAAUGUUGAGUUGGCGGUAGAUGGUGAUGAGGUUCAUAGUCCUAUUGUAGCUAAAAAAAGAGGAAAGUUACCGCAUAAAAGGAAGAUGUCUGCGGUGGAAAAAGCGACAAUGAAGAAAUCACAAAGAAAAAACAAUGAGGCAUGUAACACUAAUCCCAUUCAGAGGAAACGAAAAAAUAAGACUUCCCAUGGAGAUGAUGUUUCGUAUUUAUUUGAAGCUCCUUGUGAUGUUUUGAAACUCAAGAGAGUGCAAGUACUCAGGAUAUGUGGCCACCUGAGCUAUUGGAACGGUAAUUGUAAUGGAAGGAAUGCAAGCUACAAUGCUUUUUUUGGGGCUAUUGCGCCGGUUUUUUUUUUUUUGGCACUUUUUUGGUGUUGUAUAGACUAGUUGGCCAUUUUUGUGGUGUAAUGAUUCUGGGUGUUGAUAGUGAGAAGGUUACUAGUGGUUCUAAUGACUUCAAUUACUGUUGAUGUAGUCGUACUUUCUUCUAAAUAUUAUCAGUUUAGUAUUCAGAUUAAU